Dictyostelium purpureum is the source of this 1170-nucleotide messenger RNA. RefSeq lists its product as uncharacterized. NCBI's taxonomy places the organism in Eukaryota, Evosea, Eumycetozoa, Dictyosteliales, Dictyosteliaceae. The record is from RefSeq and is a predicted model, not a curated record. Bases 1 to 1170 code for a protein of 389 amino acids. Gene Ontology annotation, molecular function: protein binding; zinc ion binding. The transcript is spliced from 5 exons.
AUGGACUCAUUAAUCUUUGAUAAACUUUUAGUCAUUGAAGAGGAUAAAAUAGAAGAAGAUUUCUUUUGUAAUAUUUGUAAUAAUAUUAUGUUUAAAAAUUAUCAAUGUACAAAUGGUCAUAUUUAUUGUGUAUCAUGUACAGAAGCAAUUAAAAGUAAAAAUACUGGUUGUCCAGAAUGUAGAAUCGAUUUAGGUAGUAUUUCAGUAAAUAGAUAUUUAGAAAGACAAAUUAAUAAAUUAAAGAUCUUUUGCCCAAAUAAGUUUUAUAAUACAAAAGAUUACAUUGCAGACGAGGAAUUUGGAUGUAGAUUCGAAUGUUCUAUAGAUGAAUUAGAGACACACAUAAAGAAUUGCGAAUUUUCAUUUAUCAAAUGUCCAAUAAAUGAAGAGUGCGAAUUAGUUAGAAAGAAUUUACUUGAUGAGCACAUUAAAGAGUGCGACUCCAAAAGAAUAGAAUGUGAAUUAUGUAAAGCAAGUAUUUUAAGAGUAAAUUUAAAGAAGCAUUAUCAAACUGAUUGUCUUCAAUACACGGUAACAUGUAGAUGUGGUUCAAAAGUUAAAAGAGAAUUUUUACCAAUACAUUAUGCAAAUGAAUGUGCUAAUGAAAUGGUAGAUUGUAUUUAUGGUAAACUAAAUGGAGGCUGUAAAGGAAAGGUUCAAAGAUCGGAAAUGGAUAAGCACUUAUUAUCAUCUGCUCAUCACCAAACAAUAGUUAACUCUUUUGUUUCGCUUAGAGAAGAAUUAGAACUAGAAAAAAAGAAACUAAAUCUUUGCCAUACAAAGUUCCAAGGUCAAUGGAAAAUAGAAAAUUGGAAUAAUAAAUUCUGUGUCCAACCAAAAGGUUAUGUUUUAAGAUUAAACUUUUCAAUUGGUAACCGUCCACUUUGUCUUCAAUUAUAUCCAAAUGGUCAAACCAAUGAUAAUAAAAAUAGCUCUUUAUAUUUGUAUAAUUAUUAUGACCUUCCAAUUUCAUGCAACUUUACAUUUGAGGUAGUUGCUGGGAAAGAUGGUAUUAAAAAAGAGACAGUUAAUAGCUAUAUACUUACAAAGAAUGGAAAGGGAUGGGAAGAUUUCAUUUCAGCAGCAAAGAAAGAAUCAUUUGGCCACACCCUUAUUAUCAAUUUUAAAGUAAAGAUUACCUCGCUUGUUCAUCAAUAUUUUAAUAAAUAA